Castor canadensis (American beaver) is the source of this 3802-nucleotide messenger RNA. The record is from RefSeq and is a predicted model, not a curated record. Lineage: Eukaryota; Metazoa; Chordata; Mammalia; Rodentia; Castoridae.
UCGCCCAUCGCUGCUGACCGGUGGCCGGCGCCCGGGCUCGCGGAGCAAGCGCAUGGAGCCGUGGGGCUGCCCGCCCCGGGACGCGUGCCCCGCCGCCCUCGGGGGCUGGCGGGAGCCUCCAAGGGGAGCCGGCAGCCAUAACCAGCAGACCACAGCAUUCAGGCAUCCUGUGACUGGGCAGUUUUCUCCAGAAAAUAGUGAAUUCAUUCUUCAAGAAGAGCCAAACCCACCUAUGUCGAAGCAAGAGAGAAACCAAAGACCAUCCAGCAUGGUCAGUGAAACAUCCACGGCUGGUACCACGUCCACUCUGGAGGCCAAGCCUGUACCCAAGAUAAUCAAGUCCAGCAAUAAAGUCCACAGCUUUGGGAAGAGGGACCAGGCCAUUCGGAGGAACCUCAAUGUUCCAGUAGUGGUGAGGGGCUGGCUGCACAAACAGGACAGUUCUGGGAUGAGGCUGUGGAAAAGAAGGUGGUUUGUACUUGCUGAUUACUGCUUGUUUUACUAUAAAGACAGCCGAGAAGAAGCAGUCCUCGGGAGCAUCCCUCUGCCCAGCUACGUGAUCUCACCUGUGGCCCCUGAGGAUCGCAUAAGUCGCAAGUACUCCUUUAAGGCCGUGCACACAGGGAUGCGGGCACUCAUCUACAACAGCUCAACGGUGGGUUCGCAGGCUGAGCAGUCGGGUAUGAGGACCUACUACUUUAGUGCUGACACCCUGGAGGACAUGAACGCUUGGGUCAGGGCCAUGAACCAGGCUGCACAGGUGCUAUCUCGAUCGUCACUGAAGAGGGACAUGGAGAAGGUGGAGCGGCAGGCAGUGCCUCAGGCCAACCACGCAGAGUCCUGUCAAGAGUGUGGCCACAUGGGCCCUGGACACUCAAGGGAUUGUCCUCAUCACGGCUAUGAUGAUUCCUUUGGCUUCGAGAAGAGGGAGCAGGAGGAAGAGCGGUACCGACCCCAGAGAGACCCGCUGGAGGGCAAGCGGGACAGGAGCAAGGCCAGGUCCCCAUACUCGCCAGCAGAGGAGGAUGCCUUGUUUGUGGAUAUGCCUGGUGGCCCAAGAGGCCAGCAAGCACAGCCUCAGCGGACAGAGAAGAAUGGCAUGCUGCCUGCCUCCUAUGGCCCAGGAGAGCAGAAUGGGACUGGAAGUUACCAACGGGCUUUUCCUCCCAGAGUCAACCCAGAGAAGUACAGCCAGAGGAAGACCAACCUGGCCCAGGGAGAGCACUGGGUGAAGGCCCAGAGGGGAGAAGGCAGGAGCCUUCCUUCAGACCAGACGCUUCCUCGCCAGGGUCCUAGCCAGUCUCUGUCCUUCUCAGAAAACUACCAGAGUCUUCCCAAGAGCACACGACACCCCUCGGGGAGCUCCUCGCCCCCUCCUCGGAACCUGCCAAGUGACUACAAGUAUGCACAGGACCGAGCCAGCCACCUGAAGAUGUCGAGUGAAGAGCGCCGGGCACACCGGGAUGGCACUGUGUGGCAGCUUUAUGAGUGGCAGCAGCGUCAGCAGUUCCGGCAUGGCAGCCCCACAGCACCCAUCUGCACAGGCUCCCCAGAGUUUACUGACCACGGCCGGAGCAUGCUGGAGGUGCCCCGCUCCAUCUCCGUGCCUCCAUCUCCCUCCGACAUCCCUCCCACAGGGCCUCCAAGGGUCUUCCCGCCCCGACGGCCACACACGCCAGCAGAAAGGGUCACCGUGAAGCCACCUGACCAAAGGAGGAGUAUGGAUAUCUCACUGGGGAGUUCUCCCAGGAAGGCACGGGGCCACACCAUCAAGAACUCCUCUCAUGUGGACCGGCGCUCCAUGCCCUCCCUGGGCUACAUGACCCACACCGUCAGCGCUCCCAGUUUACAUGGAAAAUCGGCUGAUGAUACCUACCUCCAGCUGAAGAAAGACCUGGAGUACCUGGAUCUAAAGAUGACAGGCCGAGACCUUCUCAAAGAUCGAAGUCUGAAGCCUGUGAAGAUUGCCGAGAGUGACACUGAUGUCAAACUGAGCAUCUUCUGUGAACAAGACAGAAUUCUCCAGGACUUGGAAGACAAGAUCCGAGCCCUCAAGGAGAACAAAGACCAGUUGGAAUCUGUGCUGGAGGUGUUGCACAGGCAGAUGGAGCAGUAUCGAGAUCAACCCCAGCAUCUGGAGAAGAUUGCCUACCAGCAGAGGCUGCUGCAGGAAGACCUGGUCCACAUCCGAGCUGAACUCUUCAGAGAGUCCACUGAGAUGGAAAACGCCUGGAAUGAGUACCUGAAGUUGGAGAGGGAUGUGGAGCAGCUGAAGCAGACCCUGCAGGAGCAACACAGAAGAGCCUUUUUUUUCCAGGAGAAAUCACAGAUACAAAAGGAUCUGUGGAGGAUUGAAGAUGUCCUUGCAGGCCUGAGUGCAAACAAAGAGAACUACAAAGUCCUUGUGGAAUCGGUCAAAAACCCGGAGAGAAAAACGGUGCCUUUGUUCCCUCACCCGCCUGUGCCUUCACUCUCGACUUCUGAGAGCAAGCCUCCCCCACAGCCCAGUCCUCCCACCAGCCCAGUGCGGACCCCUCUGGAGGUUCGGCUCUUCCCACAGCUGCAGACCUAUGUGCCGUACAGACCUCACCCACCCCAGCUGAGGAAAGUGAUGUCCCCUCUUCAGUCACCAACUAAGGCAAAGCCCCAAGUGGAAGACGAGGCACCUCCCAGGCCCCCACUCCCUGAACUCUACAGUCCAGAGGACCAGCCGCCUGCCGUGCCACCUCUGCCAAGGGAGGCCACCAUCAUCCGGCAUACAUCUGUGCGGGGCCUCAAGCGGCAAUCAGAUGAGAGGAAGCGAGACCGGGAGCUGGGGCAGUGUGUGAAUGGAGACUCAAGGGUGGAGCUCCGGUCAUAUGUUAGUGAGCCUGAGCUGGCCACCCUCAGUGGGGACAUGGUUCAGCCCUCCUUGGGACUCGUGGACCCUGAGAGCAGAUACCAGACACUGCCAGGCAGAGGGCUCUCGGGGUCCACAUCAAGACUCCAGCAGUCAUCCACCAUUGCUCCCUAUGUCACACUCCGGAGGGGUCUAGAUGCUGAAAACGGCAAGAGACCCAAGAGUGCCUUGGAGCGCCUGUACUCAGGGGAACACCAGCGGGGCAAAAUGAGUGCAGAGGAACAGCUUGAACGCAUGAAGCGGCACCAGAAGGCCUUGGUCCGGGAGCGCAAGAAGACGCUGAGUCAAGGAGAGAGGACAGGCCUGCCCUCGUCCCGCUACAUCAGCCAGUCUGGAGAUCUUGGCUCAUGGAAGCGAGAGCAGGACUUUGACCUGCAGUUGCUGGAACGGGCCAUGCAAGGGGAGAGGAAGGACAAGGAGGAGAAUGGCUGGUUGAAAGUGCAGGCCAUGCCUGUCACAGAGUUGGACCUGGAACCUCAAGACUAUGACUUGGACAUCAGCAGAGAGCUGUCCAAACCAGAAAAGGUCUCCAUCCCUGAGCGGUAUGUGGAGCUGGAUCCCGAAGAGCCACCCACCCUUGAGGAGCUGCAGGCGAGGUAUCGAAAAGCUGAGAAGAUCCGAAACAUCCUCACCCGGUCAAGCAUGUGCAACCUGCAGCCAACAUCAGGACAAGACCGUAACAGCCUGGCUGAUAUGGACUCGCAGCUACAGGAGCAGGAACGCAUCAUCAACAUCUCCUACGCCCUGGCCUCUGAGGCCUCCCAGCGCAGCAAGCAGGUGGCAGCCCAGGCAGUGACUGACCCGUGACCCCGUGUACAGAGAAGCCUGAAGCCAGGGGCCGAGUGGAACCAGCUUCCUCCCAGGAGAUCAGCCUUUCUGCCCCCGCGGGAACCCUUCCAGCUG